CUGGCACCGGGUACAUCGCCACACUUUUUGCCACACCUGCAGGUCCCUUCCACGGACCAGCAGAGCCACAGUGGCCGUCUAUCCCCCUCCUCCUUCCCUUUCCCCUCUCUACUGGCCACCAACCCUGCCCGGCCCUCCCCCCUCACCCGCACCCUCCGUCCCCUCGCGGCAUUUCCACCCGCUGUCUCGCCCGCUCGUCUUGCCAUGGCCGCCCGCGCCGACUAUGACGCCGAGGACCUCAACCGCAAGACCUACGUCGUCGCCGUCAACCAGACAGACCGCGCCCUCACCGCCUUUGACUACAUCACAAAGUUCCUCUCGCGCGAGCGUGACAAGGUUGUCCUGCUGUACUGCUUGGAAAAGUCAGCGGCGACGCUGCGGGAGAUGCGGGAAAAGUUCGAGUUUCUGUCCGAGCUGGCUGGCCGGCUCCGCGAGCGGUCCAUCUCGCACCGGUGCUUUGUGAAGAAGGGCAAGGCCAAGAAGCUCAUUGUCGCCUUUGCCCGCGAGCUCAACGCCUCAGUCAUUGUCCUCGGCACACGCGCGCGCUCCAUGCUCAAGCGCUUUGUCCUGGGCUCGGUCUCGGCACAUGUCAUUGCCCACGCGCCGUGCUCGGUCCUGGCCGUCAUCGACAACAAGGUGACCCGCGCCAACCGCGAGGCCGGCACUCCGGCGACGGCCCGGAACUUUCUCUGCUACGUUGAUGGCUCGGACAUGGCCCACGCCGCGUUCAACAAGCUCGUCACUGAAGUCGCCGUGGCAGAUGACAAGGUCACCACCUUUUCACUCCUUCCGCUGGCAGCGUCAGCGUCAGGCUCCCCGCCGCGCUCGGCAGCCGCGGGAUCAGCCGCCAAACCUGGCGCCGCCGCCGCCGUCUCGGCCGUCGCCUCCGCCGCCACCACCUCGCCGAUCCCGGCCCCGUCCGGCGGCUCUCGCGCCCGCGCCUCAUCGAGCUCGUCAGUCGAGGCUGCUGCCGUCGCUGCGGUCGCCGAUGCUUCCGACGCUGCAGGGUCCAACGCCGGCCCCGCCCAUGCUUCCGCCGCGGCAGCCAGUGCUCCUGUCAACCCAGCACGUGCCAACGCGCCGCACACGCCUGAGCUCCUUUCGGAGCGCGAGAAGAUGCUCUCGAUGCGCCUGGCAACCUACGCAUCGUUUGCGCAGGCGUACCAGCUGCGGACCUCGGCCGUUGUCCUCGGCCAGGCCCGCCCGCUCGAGCGCGCUCUCCGCGCCGCCGCCAAGACAUACCAGGUCGACGGCCUCGUCCUCGGCGUGCCGGGCCCCGAGGCUGUCGAGGCCACUCCGCGCGACAAGGCGCUGGUUGACGUCGCCGUCGCAUGCGUGCAAAAGGCUGUUUGCAACGUCGUCCUCAUCGUCAAGUACGUCGAGCUCGACACCACCGCUUCCCGGUUCGACAUGGACCCACAGGGCGCACGCAUCCAUGCCCUCCGCGCCCGGGUCGCUCAACUCAACAGCAGCUGCCCGCCUCCGUCGUCCUCGGCAACAGACUCGGCCCCAGGCCCUGCCACACCGCCGCGGGUCAUCAUCCCGCCUCGCCGGAGAAAGCGUGCAACCUCGUUUGCCGAGCUCAUUUCCAAGGUCGAGUACGACGAGGACGAGCCGCCCGCCGCAGCCGGGGCCGCGUCGCCGUCGCGUGUUGCGGUCGCCGGCGUCCAUCCACUCCUCACGCCCAAGGCCUCCGGCUCGAUGGACCUGCCGACGCCGGUGACGCCAGCGGCAGGCCUGCAGUGGGACGAGGACUCUGGCGAAGGCAACUUUGUCGUCUCGUCAUCGUCCGAGUACACUGGUUCGUACUACUCGACGGCGUCAGACCUGCACAUCGGCUCAUCGCUCUCGCUCUCGACCUCCUCGCACGGCUCGGUUGACUCUGCAUUCCUUGACUUUUUGGAGGAUGUCGGCGCCGGCGACAAGCUCAUGACCUCCAUCCGCCGCAGAUCGUCGUCGUCGAUGUCGGACACCCUCUCGUCCGGCACCCUUCCGUCAGCGUCGAGCUCAUCCUCGGCCGCCGGCGAGAACAUCUCAUCAUCAGCCGCGCCCUCGUAGCAAACAUCUAUUUCUGCUGACCUGCCGUAGCACAUUGCAUGUGUUAAUGAAGCGACAAACAAGUUAGAAGAGCUCAAAGUCGUCAUCAACCUCGGCACCACCGUCCGAGUCCGAGUCAGAGUCGUCCUCGAUGACCG
Molecule: messenger RNA, 2195 nt
Organism: Thecamonas trahens ATCC 50062
Lineage: Eukaryota; Apusomonadida; Apusomonadidae
Exons: 2
Coding region: 205-2058 (617 amino acids)
Source: RefSeq, a predicted model, not a curated record